This is a messenger RNA of Anolis sagrei ordinatus, 902 nucleotides long. It is a transcript of the gene NME4, whose product is annotated as NME/NM23 nucleoside diphosphate kinase 4. The record is from RefSeq and is a predicted model, not a curated record. Gene Ontology annotation, molecular function: nucleoside diphosphate kinase activity. Gene Ontology annotation, biological process: CTP biosynthetic process; GTP biosynthetic process; UTP biosynthetic process. NCBI's taxonomy places the organism in Eukaryota, Metazoa, Chordata, Lepidosauria, Squamata, Anolidae.
GGCCGGUUGCUUUCCCCAAGCAUGGGCUUCCUCCUCCUCCGGCGGCUGGUGCUGCUACAACUCCAGCAAGAAAGGAGACUGGGAUGCAAGGCGCUUCUUCCUAAGUCUCUGGUGGCCCCCCAUUGCCUCCUUGGGGGGCGAUCCUACAGCGCCGGCUCUGCUGGGUUCCAGGAGCGCACGCUCAUAGCACUGAAGCCGGACGGCGUCCAGAGGAGGCUGCUGGGAGAUGUGAUCAAACGCUUUGAGAGACGCGGCUUCAAGCUCAUAGGCCUCAAGUUACUCCAGGCAAAUGAAGGGAUCCUGGCACAACACUACCAGCACUUGCAAAAGAAGCCGUUCUAUCAGGAGUUGGUCCAGUACAUGACCUCGGGACCGGUGGUUGCAAUGGUUUGGGAAGGGCACAAUGUGGUCAUGGCCUCCCGGGCCAUGGUGGGAGAGACCAACCCGGCCGAAGCCAAGCCCGGGACCUUCCGGGGCGACUUCAGCAUCCAUGUCAGCAGGAACGUCGUCCAUGCCAGCGAUUCAGUGGAGACAGCCCAGCGGGAGAUCAGCCUCUGGUUCCAAAGCAAUGAGCUGGUGACCUGGGACAGUUGGGAUCACAAACUCAUGUAUGAGCCCUGACCGCAUGUGUGGCCAUGCAGAUACACCAUUGACUACCUCGGCUUGUGCAAUGUGCCUUCUUCCUCCUGGGUCUGUGCAUCACAGGCCUCCAGAAGGGGACCAGGAAGGAUAUGGCUCCCAAAACACUUUGAAACUGGUGUUGCCUCUUGCGCAUCGCAUCUUCCAUCCACCCUCUUGCCAGAUGCGGUGAUCAUCUGAUUGAACACUGCUUGGAAAUCUUACUGCUGUAAUAGAAAUACUGUGGAGCACGGGUCUGAGCAUUAAAAAUGGAUUGGUGCAAA